UAACGUCUUCAUGAACAGUGUGGAAAUAUAUUGCUGGAAACAAAAUAUCCUCCCGCUACCAUUAAGUUGAGCGCCCUUCAAUGAAUCCCCACACUGGCCUCCCAUCACUAGGCGGAGCAGAACGUCGGCCUGACCGACCUCCGAGCACUAGAGGGCGCAGCAAAUCGCUGGCGCCGAUGGCAGAGUCCACGAAGGGAAUCUCCUGCUGAGGCACGUGUGGCGGGCUACAGGCGGCAGCGGCGGGUCCGCCACUGGUCGGCGCCGGCGGGAGGAUGCUGCGCGAGAUGGGGAAGUGCGCGCGGCACUUACUGGUCUGUGAAAAAUCUAACUUCACCCACGGCAAGUCGGCGCAUCGCAAGCGUGUCGAUACUCAUCACUAUAACUACAGGGUCUCUAUUUUAAUACCAGAAUGCAGAAUGGUCCCACCAGCAAUUACUGCCAUCAGCAAAACUUUGGAAAACUAUUAUUUGGUGAAGCAGUUACCACUCCAUGAAAUGCUUGAACCAGAAUUCAUCAACAUGUAUGUUAAGAAAGGCAACUUUUAUGCACUGUCAUACAAUAGCAGAAUAGAUCAAGACAACACCGUUGCUCUGCUUCCAACAGGGAAGUUGAUUUUAUCAGUUGACAAGGACACCUAUGAGGAACUUGGCCUAGAAGGACAGCCAUCCAAAUACUCCCACAGAACAGUGAUGAGAUACAUUGUUACUAUUGAUUUGAGUGAAGCUACAUUUGUUCCCGGUAGAAAGAGAUAUAACAGAGUUAUGUGGGCAUUGAAAGAGAAGAAGCCUUUAUCCUUUGACCUUUUGAUGUCCUGCAAUUCCUCAGGUGGAAAUGAAACCUCUUUGGCAUCUUACUUUGUGAAGUACCAAUGCCAAGUGUAUCAGCCCACACUAUCAACCAGGAUAUUAAAUGAAACAGUGUGUCCUGUUUUAUUGAGUAAUGAACUGAAUGGGAAAGAAAAUGAAUCAUGCAGCUCUCAGGAAUUCUUGGACUGGCUUGGUGCAGUCUUCAGUGACAUUGAUUGCAAUAAUCAGGCAGAUAGCUUUCUCUCUACCUACUGUUGCCCUGAACCCAACACUGUCCUGGAUAAAGCAUGUCUUUGUACCAUUUCUGGCUUUAUAAUUCCUGAAGGAAUAAAUCGGUUAUUGGACCAGCUUAGGUUAUACUUUGAGGAACCGAAGCUGGCCCCAUGGGUUAGUAUGACAGUUCAUGGCUUUGCAGACAGCCCAGUAUCCUGGGGACAGAGUGAACAUGGCUAUCACAAAGGAGGAGAGAACCUCUACAAUUUUGUUCUGUUCAGGAACCAGGAUUACUGGCUGCACAUGGCUGUGGGGGCUCAGACUGACUGUCCACCAUAGCAUUAUAACUGCCAUCUACCUCCUGAUCCAAUGUUCAGCCUUUGAAGAGUUAAUGGAUUUGAUUUAUUAAGAAAUGCUUUAUACAAAGAAACUAAAAUGUGUUCAACUGAAAAAUUAAAAGUAUACAACUGUG
Messenger RNA from Pristis pectinata (smalltooth sawfish), 1491 nucleotides. It is a transcript of the gene rpp40, whose product is annotated as ribonuclease P/MRP 40 subunit. NCBI's taxonomy places the organism in Eukaryota, Metazoa, Chordata, Chondrichthyes, Rhinopristiformes, Pristidae. Gene Ontology annotation, biological process: tRNA 5'-leader removal; tRNA 3'-end processing; endonucleolytic cleavage in ITS1 to separate SSU-rRNA from 5.8S rRNA and LSU-rRNA from tricistronic rRNA transcript (SSU-rRNA, 5.8S rRNA, LSU-rRNA). Gene Ontology annotation, molecular function: ribonuclease P activity; ribonuclease MRP activity. The record is from RefSeq and is a predicted model, not a curated record. The transcript is spliced from 8 exons. The coding region runs from base 273 to 1358 and encodes 361 amino acids. Gene Ontology annotation, cellular component: ribonuclease MRP complex; multimeric ribonuclease P complex.